This is a messenger RNA of Ogataea haglerorum, 3657 nucleotides long. RefSeq lists its product as uncharacterized. The transcript has a single exon. Gene Ontology annotation, molecular function: ATP binding; histone binding; DNA binding. The coding region runs from base 1 to 3657 and encodes 1218 amino acids. NCBI's taxonomy places the organism in Eukaryota, Fungi, Ascomycota, Pichiomycetes, Pichiales, Pichiaceae. Gene Ontology annotation, cellular component: nucleus. Gene Ontology annotation, biological process: positive regulation of transcription by RNA polymerase II. The record is from RefSeq and is a predicted model, not a curated record.
AUGUCCGACGAAGUACAGAACGGCAACACGGCUGUUGAGGUUGCUUAUCCUAGCACUGUUACCGAGGUCCAUGGAUUGCUAUCACGACUGGCUGUUAGUAACAAGGAUAUUGAAAAGAAGAAGAUUUUAAAGAUACUGCAACAGUUGGCAAGGGAGAGACAGAACUAUGAAGAGAAAUUGAUUGAACUUGAAAAGAGUUGGGCCCAAAACAAGGAGUCGGUUGAUACUGAUCUUUUAAAGGUUCAGGUGAUGGCGUUCAACCUUUUGAGCAAGGACCUUGAUUUGCCGUUGGAAGUACAGACCAAAUUACUGGGUGAGUUAGAGGUCGACUCCUCAAAUGAUCAUGCUACUCAUAUUAAUGUACCUACAGAUUUCAAUGAGAAAGCUCAGUUUUUCGGUUUGGACCCCCAUAAGACGGUUCCUGAUCCUGAAAUACAUUCUACAGGCAGCACUUUAGGAGAAUCCCUUGUCAGACAGAAGUUAGAGUCAAGAAUACUUGAGCUGGAAAGCUUGCCCGCUAAUAUUGGUCUAUAUGAUGCUGCGUUUAUUCAGAACGAUUUGGAAAAAUCGGCGGCCGACAUUUUGGAUAACGUCGAUGAACUCAAGAUUCGGGCAUUAAACGAGUUGAAGGCUUUGAAGCUUCUACCUGAACAAAAACAGCUGCGUCGCAAAUUGAUCCAAGAUAGUUUAACAAGUGUGGUGCAUCAGAAAAACAAAUAUGUCUCUGACAGCUUCCGCGCGUUGAAGCGCUCUUUUUCAAUCAGAGACAAGCAAAAGAUUGAGCAAACAUCGAGACUUGCAGAGAAGCUGCAGGAGCAACAACGUCGUGAGAGGGAAGAGCUGGAACACGACUACCAAACUCACAAGGUUAACGAACUUGCCGCUAUCUUUGAGGGGGUUCGAGACGAACUUGAAGAGAAACGGAAUGCAAGACAUUCUCUCGCUAAGGCUUUGCAGCAUUUCCAUUCGCAAGUGGAAAAGGAUGAAAGCAAGAAGCUUGAGCGAAUUGCCAAGCAGAGACUGGCAGCUUUGCGGUCGAACGAUGAGGAAGCUUAUAUGCAGCUCCUCACCAAGACCAAGGACACAAGAUUACACCAUCUCAUUCAGCAAACGAACAAUUUCCUGGACUCCCUUGCCAAUGCUGUUAAGGUUCAGCAAGACGAAGCCCGUGCUAUAAGCUUGCAGGACCGCGCAGAGGAAGGCUUAGAGCCAUUGCAGGAAGACACCGAGGAAGAUGCUGAUGCACGUCGUGAAAAGAUCGACUACUAUGAGGUGGCCCACAGAGUGAAGGAGAAAAUAGAAAAACAGCCCUCGUUGCUUGUGGGUGGUACCUUGAAGGAGUAUCAGUUGAAAGGGCUCGAGUGGAUGGUCUCGCUUUACAACAACAACCUCAAUGGAAUUCUGGCUGACGAGAUGGGGUUGGGAAAAACUAUCCAGUCUAUUUCGCUGAUAACCUAUCUGAUAGAAUCUAAGAAAGAACGAGGAAAAUUUCUAGUGAUCGUUCCGCUUUCCACAAUUACCAAUUGGACGCUGGAGUUUGAAAGAUGGGCUCCGAGUGUCAAAACCAUUGUCUAUAAAGGAACGCAGCACCAGCGUAAACAGCUCCAGUACGAAGUUAGAAGUGGAAAUUUCUCUGUUUUGCUAACUACCUACGAAUAUGUGAUCAGGGACCGACCGCUGUUGUGCAAAUUCAAAUGGGCUCAUAUGAUUAUUGACGAGGGUCAUCGUAUGAAGAACGCAAGCUCUAAGCUUUCAUUGACGUUGACUCAGUACUACCACACAAGGAACAGACUGAUUUUGACGGGUACACCUCUGCAGAAUAACUUGCCUGAGCUCUGGGCACUGUUGAACUUUGUGCUUCCAAAAGUUUUCAAUUCUGUCAAAUCGUUCGAUGAGUGGUUCAACACCCCAUUUGCAAACACAGGCCAUCAAGACAAGUUAGAGUUAUCUGAAGAAGAAAGCUUGCUUAUUAUCAGAAGACUGCACAAAGUUCUGCGUCCAUUCCUACUUAGAAGACUCAAGAAAGAUGUUGAAAAAGACCUUCCAGAUAAAGUCGAGAGAGUUGUCAAGUGCAAGCUUUCCGGCCUUCAAUCCUGUCUGUACAAGCAGAUGUUGAACCACAAUGCACUAUUUGUUGGGGUAGGUACACAAGGAGCCACGAAGACAGGAUUGAGGGGAUUGAACAACAAAAUCAUGCAACUCAGAAAAGUUUGCAACCACCCAUAUGUUUUUGAGGAAGUUGAGGAUAUUGUCAACCCUUCUAGGCUCACCACGGAUCUGAUCUGGAGAAGUUCGGGAAAGUUUGAGCUGCUUGACCGAGUUUUGCCCAAGUUUAAGGCUUCUGGCCACAAGGUCCUUAUUUUCUUCCAGAUGACACAAGUCAUGGAUAUAAUGGAGGACUAUCUAAGGUUCAGGGACAUGAAGUACAUGCGUUUGGAUGGUUCCACGAAGGCAGACGACCGCCAAGAUAUGCUCAAAGAUUUCAAUGCCCCAGAUUCCGAAUAUUUCUGCUUCCUUCUGUCUACCAGGGCUGGAGGUCUGGGAUUAAAUUUGCAGACUGCAGAUACGGUCAUAAUCUUUGAUACGGACUGGAAUCCUCAUCAAGAUUUACAAGCCCAAGAUAGAGCACAUCGUAUAGGUCAGAAGAAUGAGGUGCGUAUUUUGAGAUUGAUCACUGAGGACUCCGUGGAAGAGGUGAUUCUUGAAAGGGCACAUCAGAAGUUGGACAUAGACGGCAAAGUUAUUCAGGCUGGUAAGUUUGAUAACAAAUCGAGCGCCGAAGAACAGGAGGCAUUUCUAAAGAGGCUCUUGGAGGCGGAGAAAAUGAAAGCCGAGGAGGCGGAAAACGACGAUCUGGACGACGAAGAGCUCAAUGAGAUCCUUGCAAGAAACGAAGAUGAGAAGAGACUAUUUGCUGAAAUUGACCAGGCCAGACUUCGAGACGAUCAAAAAUUAGAUGGUCCUAGAUUGAUGUCCUACGAGGAGCUUCCGCCCGUGUUCAAAGAGGAUAUAAGCCUACAUCUCGAGAAGGAUAAGCCUGAUGCUGGGAACAAGAGAGAACGCAAACAGGUUGUGUAUGACGAUGGCCUCACAGAGGAGCAGUGGCUGGACGCCAUGGAUGCUGAGGACGAUACUGUGGAAGCAGCAGCACUCCGUAAACGAGAGUCCAUGCGUCAGCGUCGUGCAAAGCGUUCUGCUGGAACGUAUGAAGAGGAGGGUGAAACUCCACGGAAGAGACGCAGCACGAAAUCGGCAACUCCAAUGAGUGAAGAGAGCUUCGUCGAAGACGAUGACAAUGACGUGGACGAAGAGCCGUUUGUGGAGUUGUGCGAGGAACUGUUGCAAAAACUGGUGAAUGCUACCGACGAAAAUGGCCGCUCAAGGUCGGAGCUUUUCAUGACUGUUCCGUCCAAAAAAUUGUACCCUGACUACUAUCAAAUCGUGAAGAAAGCGGUCGCGAUCAAGGAUCUUCAAAAGGGUCUGAAAAAAGGCUCCAUUGUGGAUUACCAACAGUUCAAGGAAGAGCUUCAACAGAUGUUUGAAAACGCCAAACUCUACAACGAAGAUGGGUCACUGGUGUACAAUGACGCUAUUGAGCUAGAGAAAAUAGCCAAGGAGGAAUUAGCCAAAAUAGACGCGGAGCUGGGCGAGGAAUAG